This is a messenger RNA of Chanos chanos (milkfish), 1577 nucleotides long. It is a transcript of the gene ola1, whose product is annotated as Obg-like ATPase 1. The record is from RefSeq and is a predicted model, not a curated record. The transcript is spliced from 11 exons. Gene Ontology annotation, molecular function: ATP binding; GTP binding; ATP hydrolysis activity. NCBI's taxonomy places the organism in Eukaryota, Metazoa, Chordata, Actinopteri, Gonorynchiformes, Chanidae. Bases 87 to 1277 code for a protein of 396 amino acids. Gene Ontology annotation, cellular component: cytoplasm.
GCCGUCGCCCAUAGUGUGGACUGGCGUGUGUACAUUUUUCCACCGUGAAACUCGCACACAACCAAGAGACAUAGCGUAACUACAAGAUGCCUCCAAAAAAGGGAGGAGAUGGACCAAAACAGGCUCCCCUUAUUGGACGCUUUGGGACCUCUUUGAAAAUCGGAAUUGUUGGAUUACCAAAUGUAGGGAAGUCGACAUUUUUCAACGUGUUGACGAAGAGUCAGGCGGCCGCCGAAAAUUUCCCGUUCUGCACCAUUGACCCCAACGAGAGUCGCGUGCCCAUUCCAGACGAGCGUUUCGACUUCCUCUGUCAGUACCACAAACCCGCCAGUAAGGUACCUGCGUUUCUUAACGUAGUGGACAUCGCCGGGUUGGUCAAAGGUGCCCACGCGGGACAGGGACUGGGGAACGCUUUCCUCUCGCACAUCAGCGCCUGCGACGGCAUCUUCCACAUGACGCGAGCAUUUGAAGAUGAAGACAUUAUUCAUGUGGAGGGCUGUGUGGACCCAGUCAGGGACAUUGAGAUCAUUCAUGAAGAGCUGAGGUUGAAAGAUGAGGAGCUGAUUGGGCCAAUCAUAGACAAGCUGGAGAAAACCGCCGUCAGAGGCGGAGACAAGAAACUUAAACCCGAAUAUGACAUUAUGUGUAAGAUAAAGUCGUGGGUGGUCGACGAGAAGAAGCAUGUGCGAUAUAAUCACGAGUGGAACGACAAAGAGAUUGAGGUUCUGAAUAAGUAUCUGUUGCUGACGUCCAAGCCGAUGAUCUAUCUGGUGAACCUUUCAGAGAAAGAUUACAUCAGAAAAAAGAACAAAUGGCUGGUGAAGAUUAAGGAAUGGGUAGACGCUCAUGAUCCUGGCGCUCUGGUCAUUCCGUUCAGUGGGGGGCUGGAGAAUAAACUACAGGACAUGACGGACGAGGAGAGAGACAAGUAUUGUGAGGAGCACAAAACCCAGAGUGUGCUGACUAAGAUCAUAAAGAGCGGCUACGCGGCGCUGCAGCUUGAGUAUUUCUUCACAGCAGGACCUGAUGAAGUACGCGCAUGGACCAUCCGGAAAGGCACCAAGGCCCCACAGGCGGCAGGGAAGAUCCACACAGACUUUGAGAAAGGCUUCAUCAUGGCAGAGGUGAUGAAAUUCCAGGAUUUUAAAGAGGAAGGCAGCGAAAGUGCCGCCAAGGCCGCGGGGAAGUACAGGCAACAGGGGCGGAAUUACAUCGUGGAGGACGGUGACAUCAUCUUCUUCAAAUUCAACACGCCCAAUCAGCCAAAGAAAAAGUGAGAUCAUCAUCAUCAUCAUCAUCAUUAAACCCCGGUUGCGGAUUGGAUGGACUGUACCAAGUUCAGAAUGGGGAUUUUUUUUUUGUUGCUUCGGAUAUGAGGAGUAAUUGAGUUAUUCACGACUCUUCUUUACUUUUGGCUUUGGAACAUUCAGACCCACAUACACACAGACACGCACACACACACGCCAGAGUGUGUUUUGAGGCAAGAUCUGAAAGUCACCAAAAGUCUGGUCCUUUGGCGCACACAUGCUUCAUGGUUCACAACAAUUACAUGGCUGCAUUCAAUAAAACCCUUACCC